Molecule: messenger RNA, 648 nt
Organism: Teleopsis dalmanni
Lineage: Eukaryota; Metazoa; Arthropoda; Insecta; Diptera; Diopsidae
Product: 60S ribosomal protein L35a-like
Exons: 4
Coding region: 100-576 (158 amino acids)
Biological process (GO): cytoplasmic translation; ribosomal large subunit biogenesis
Cellular component (GO): ribosome; cytosolic large ribosomal subunit
Molecular function (GO): structural constituent of ribosome
Source: RefSeq, a predicted model, not a curated record
ACUAAUGUUUGGGGAAUUUAUAUGAAUUUCCCUAUCACAAUGAACUGACAUAUCUGUCAUGUUUUCUCUCUUUCGCCAAUCGUCAAGUUUCCGAUAGUAAUGGCUGAUACACAAGCUAAACCAGCUGCUGCACCUGCCGCUAAAGCCACAAAGGCUCCAAAAGCUAAGGCACCAAAGCCUGCUAAAGCGCCAAAAAUCGAAAAGACCACUGAAGUCAAAUCGGCACCAAAAUUGAAACGUCAUGGACGUCUAUUUGCUAAGGCCGUAUUCACUGGAUACAAACGAGGCUUGAGAAAUCAACACGAAAGUCAAGCUAUCUUGAAGAUUGAAGGUUGCCGCAGAAAGGAACAUGGUCGUUUCUACAUUGGCAAGCGUUGCGUGUAUGUCUACAAAGCUGAAACUAAAAAGUGCGUACCACAACAUCCAGAACGUAAAACUAGACUUCGUGCAAUCUGGGGUAAGGUAACACGUCUACAUGGUAACACUGGUGCAGUGCGUGCACGUUUCAACAGAAAUCUGCCCGGUCAAGCAAUGGGACAUCGUAUUCGCAUUAUGUUGUACCCAUCAAGGAUUUAAGUUAAAAUUUAACUUUAAUUGACCCAACAAAUUGCUUUUUUUUUUAAAUAAAACUACAUUUGAAAAACUUUA